CAGCUGACCUCGGCCAUGGAAUGGUAGGCGUGGACCAGGGACCGUUUGCCUGGGGCGGAGAAUGGAUUGAGAGUUGGGGGAGGAGGGCCGGCACGCCCAUGUCCGUGCGAGCAGCAGGGCCCCGGCCAGAGCAGUCGACGAGGCCGCGCGAUGGAUACGAGCCCGUUCGACUGGACUUUCCAUGGAUGGGGGAGACUGGAGAUCGAAUGUUCCAUCGGUGGAGCCCGGUCGAGCGAUUCUGUACCAACGAGUACUUCCGUCUCGACAAAGGAAUUCUCCGCAGUUGAGGACCAGUAACUUCUCUGUCUUUCAUGGAUGGGAUGGGGUGUCAGUCAGCUAAUUA
Molecule: messenger RNA, 343 nt
Organism: Aspergillus ibericus CBS 121593
Lineage: Eukaryota; Fungi; Ascomycota; Eurotiomycetes; Eurotiales; Aspergillaceae
Exons: 1
Coding region: 21-287 (88 amino acids)
Source: RefSeq, a predicted model, not a curated record